CUGGGAGCCAAGCGUCGGCAGUUUGUUUACAAGGGAACAAUGGCGUCGAUGCCAGCCAGGUUGUGAGCUCCACUUGUCUUGCCAGUUCUACCCACUAUACCGUCAUCUCGCAGGAACUUGAAGCAAGCAAGACACUCCAGACGAUUCUGUAUGCAAAUUAAGGAAUGGCGCAAGAUCCUGUUCAGAUGUUCUGGAUUAUCCACAAUACGAGCGCUUUUUCAAGCAGAUACACCACAAGGAAUAAUCUGACUCUCGUCUUCUGAGUCAGAUGAUGAAUUUUCAACUGGAGGUGAAGAAGGGAAAAGUGGCUGCCUCACAUCUGAUGGUCCGGGUGUUGCAACAUUAUCGCUAGUAGAUGUGCUCGCAUAUGAUGUGCCAGUAGAUGUGCUCGCAUAUGAUGUGCCAGUAGAUGUGCUCGCUCGCAUAUGCAUCACUAGCAUGUGUGAUAUUAUUUUGCUGAGACCAAUUCUUAGGCUCAAAGUUCAAUAGUGAUGAAAUGACUACUUCGUGGAAUGGAGUAAAGCCCCUAUUCAUAGGCGAGAUGGAUGGCGAUCUGGGACCCCUGACCCUGCCCCUGCCCCAACCUUCGACGGAGCUUCCAGACAUAGCGCAGUUCCUCAGUAUAUACAUGUCGGAGGAGGACAGCCUGGCACUACAGGAGGGGCGGCAGAUGGCAACUCCGGCAGGCCAGGUGAUGCAACACAGCGUCUUCGGUGCCGGCGAAUCCGCACCGGCACCGUCGAGGGAUUCGGAUUUCAGCAUCAUGUCUUUAGUGUCGCAUAACCCCAAUAACACAAUGGGUGAACCACAGGUGUUCAAGACAUAUCCAAUGGCUGCUCCCCUCGCUACAGUACAGGUACCAGCGCGCACACCGACAGUGCCGAAAAUUUUGCCGACCAUUAAAGUAAUACAAGACCCCGUGAAACGCCCUGUGGCCCAAGACCAGGGAAAGCGUCAUGUGUGUGAGAUAUGCACAAAAUCCUUCUCGCGCUCUGAUAAACUGACUCUUCAUCGACGCACACACACGGGGGAAAAACCGUAUGCCUGCUUUUGUGGUAAGAGAUUUGCAAGAAGUGAUCACUUGAAAAUUCACUCUAUGAAGCACAAGAUUAACCCAGACGUUCGCCGGGCAAUGUUGUUGGAAGCCAAAAAUAAUAAGCAGAUGGGUACUCCAGUAAUAAUUAGUGAGGAACCUAACUUUUUUGAAAAACAGUGUGUUGACGCAGCAAUUCAAGUGAAAGUGGAAGAGGGUCUUAAUGUGAAAGAAGAGCCAAUGGACAGUGCCGAGCAGCUCAAUGUGCAAGGCUUCGAAGAUCCUAACAAGCAAGAGUGUAAUAUAUGCCAGAAAGUGUUUGGGUCCAUCUACAAGCUCUCUCGACACUUGCGUACUCACACGGGAGAAAAGCCGUAUGUGUGUUUCUGUGGAGAUCGGUUCAGCCGCUCUGAUGUUCUUCGCAUCCAUCAAAAGUCCAAACACAUACCUUAUUGUACGGAGGUUUAUGAGCACCCUGCCAGUACCGAGGUCCAGCAGGCGGCACCGGCUGCUCCAAAACCGAAGGUUAAGAAGCCAAAAAUUAUGAAAUCGGAUGGAAUUUAUACAUGCGAGUAUUGUGCCAAGGAGUUCAAGGCUGGAUACAAGCUCACCGUCCACUUGAGAUACCACACCGGAGAGAAGCCUUAUGUUUGUGAUUUUUGCGGCAAAGCUUUUGCAAGGAGGGACCAUAUGAAAAAACACCGGAAAAUCCACACCAAGUGAAUGUUUUGCUCCUUAUCCAUUCAGUUUUGAGGAGUUCAUUUUGUGAUUAGCAUGAGCACAAACUCAAGUUUUGCAUUAAAUUGUAAUACAUAGAAUGAAUUUGUUGCAAUUGCCAUGGAGGGGGAAGUCCAGAUUAGAAUAAUCAGAAAUAUUUUUAUAAUUUCAUAUUUAACAUAGGCCAAUAAUACAUACAGAAGCCUGACCAUUGUAAGCGUGUUGCUUGAGAAAAACAACAGUGGAACUAUAGUGUAUGCGUCUCUGUUAGCUUUUAAUUAAAAAUAUAAGUGUAAUAAUUUAUAUGCAUGCAUAUUUAUAAACCUUUCUUAACAUAAAUCUGCUAUUGCAUUUUAUAAGUACUAGUAGCAUUGUUAAAACAAAGGUUAAUAUUUUGAUACGGUUCAGUGAAAUAGACGUGUCGAGUGACUCUGGUUCGUUCUCUUCAUUGAAAUAAGGGCGACAUGGACCUUCUUUACCUGAUGUUGAAUAAUUA
Molecule: messenger RNA, 2246 nt
Organism: Procambarus clarkii (red swamp crayfish)
Lineage: Eukaryota; Metazoa; Arthropoda; Malacostraca; Decapoda; Cambaridae
Source: RefSeq, a predicted model, not a curated record